This is a messenger RNA of Pocillopora verrucosa, 3063 nucleotides long. Its product is annotated as pumilio homolog 3. Gene Ontology annotation, biological process: regulation of translation. The record is from RefSeq and is a predicted model, not a curated record. Gene Ontology annotation, cellular component: nucleolus. Lineage: Eukaryota; Metazoa; Cnidaria; Anthozoa; Scleractinia; Pocilloporidae. Gene Ontology annotation, molecular function: mRNA binding.
AAAUGGCGGACGCUGAAAAUCAGAAGAGGUCAAGGAACUUCAAGAAGAAGUUCAAAGGGAAGGGUGAUGAUGCUAAACGGAAAUUUAAGCCAAAAAAGUUUUCCAAGGAUUUUAGGGGAGAGAAUUCUCCUGGACAAAAACGGAAAGCAAACGACACAAAUGCAGAUGGUUACAGAAAGAAGUGGAAGGGUGAAAUAGGAAGUCAAGAUGGUAAAAAAGGAUAUAGACGAUAUGACAACAAUGAUAAACGUUUUUCAGUUAAUGGCAAAGGAUCACGGAACAGUUAUGUGAAAGGAAACUUUGUUGGUGAUAAAGCCAUGAAACGAAAGUUUAGUGAUGGUAAGGGAUCUGACUUCGGGAAAAAGAAAAAUUUUUCCAGUUCUUGGGAAAAUAAGAAUGAAUCUGAUGAGAAGCCCAAUAUCUGGCAAAUGAAGAAAAAAGAAAGAAAAGACUUUCGCCGCCAACAAGAUGAAAACUAUGAUCUGGUUCAUGGUCUUAAAAAACUCUAUGAGACUAUUAGAAGAAAAAAGUGCUCUAAGGCAGAGAAGGCAGAAUUGGUUGAGAAGAUACUGAGUCUAAUUGCUGGUCAUACUCAUGAUGUAAUUUUCAAACAUGACACAGGGCGUGUGAUUCAGGCUUGUGUUAAGUUUGGUACUGUAGAGCAAAGACAGAAGUUGUUUGAGCAAUUUAAAGGUGAUUUUGGAGAACUUAUCAAGUCAAAAUAUUCCAAGUUCUUCAUCAAAAAAUUGUUAAUUUAUGGAACAAAGAAACAGCGGGAUGUUAUUAUCAAGUGCUUUUAUGGGCAAGUUCGCAAACUUAUCAGACACAAGGAGGCAUCAUCUAUUCUAGAAACUAUAUACAGUGAUUAUGCAAACUCUGCCCAAAAAGCCCAUCUUAUACAGGAAUUCUAUGGAGCUGACUUUGCUUUUUUCAAGUCAUCAGAGCUAAAUUCUUUGGAAAAAGUUUUGCAAUCAGAUCCAGCAAGGAAAACUGGAAUCCUCAAGUACAUGAAAGAUGCCUUGCUGCCUCUAAUAGACAGAUCUGUCAUUGGUCAUAGUAUAAUUCACAGAGUCCUUCUUGAAUACCUCACAUAUGCUGAUGAAAAUGCAAGAUCAGAAAUGAUAGAGCUAAUCAAAGAUUCUGUUGUUCUCAUUCUUCAUACUCAUGAUGGAGCCAGAGUUGGUAUGCAUUGUUUGUGGUAUGGGACUGUAAAGGAUCGUAAAGUACUUGUCAAGUCCUUCAAAAGUUAUUAUGUAAAGAUCUGCAAAGAAGAAUUUGGACAUCUUGUACUGUUAGCAUUAUUUGACUGUGUUGAUGACACAGUGCUUGUCAAGAAGAUUAUGUUCUCGGAAAUUCAACCAUCUCUUCAGGAGUUAGCUGUGGACACUUAUGGUAGGAAAGUGUUAAUGUAUCUGCUGUGUCCACGGAGCCCCAGCCAUUUCCAUCCCACCACUGUGGAGUUGCUUAAGAAAGGGGAUGGAAACUCCACCAGCAAAAAAGAUUCACAUCAGAGGCAAAAUGAACUCUUGGAAGGAAUUUCACCAGCACUGUUAGAGCUGAUAGAGAAAAUUGCAGAAGAGUUGUUAUUUGAUAAAGGAGGUUGCCAACUUGUUCUGGCUGCUCUUCUUCAAUGUGCUGGAGAUGUGGAGCGUGCUAUGAUGGCCAUUGUGAACUUAGCUAACAGAGAUCUUGAUCCUUCAACUGAAGACGAAGAUCAUGUUGUGAAGAGUGCUGCUGGUCAUUUCGCGUUGAAGAGGCUUAUUAACCAGGACAAGGGAAGACUACAGUCUGAAAACAAAGAUGAAGUGUUGUUCAGUAAACUGCUGCUUGAUAACACUGAUCCCCGGAUGUUGCUCGACUGGUGUAAGGUGAAUAGAGGGGCUUUUGUGGUCGCAAGUUUACUUGAGAGUUCCGUCCCUGGAGUUUCAGAUACAGUCAAGUCACAUCUACAACCUCGGGUUUCAAAACUGAAGAAACACGAUUCCAAAGGCGUACAAAUCGUGUUAAAACUUCUUGCUAAUUGACAUCGAAGACGGAUUUGAUCGUGUCUCAUCCCCACCCUUCCCUCCCCGUCCGCUCUUACUCUAUCUCAGGGGGAAAACUGAGUGGGAUGUACAAAAGUGCAUGUAGAUACGAUUCAGCUAAUACAACUGAUUUCUCAAAGUGUAGUUCUCAAUGUCGUAAGGUUACGACGAGUUUUAAAAGUUCAUGCUCAAAGGUAACCAUCAAACUUUAUCCCAGUUGUUAGAUGAACUUCUCUGAAGGUCACAUGAUCCUGUUUAAAUAAAAUUUUAUAACACUGCGUGACACUGCGGUUCGAAAAUUUACAAUGUUCCCGAGGUCUCAGGAAUAACGCAGUAAAGCUGCCUCUAAUGCAAUGAACAAUUAUUGUGUAAUUUGCCCCAGACGUCGAUCAUUUUCGUUUUACUGGGCAAUCAGCCAUCCGUCGUUUGUUCUUCGUUCCUACGUUCAGUUAUCGAUCGUGUUUUUGUCGAUCAAUCGUCGAUCGUGAGUUUUUUUUACCGUGCUUCAGUAGUCGUUUUCUUUCAUUUUUCGCUGAUGUUCGUUCACUUGUGCGCUUGACACUCUAUUCUGAGAGACAGUUCUUUUUAUUAUAAGCCUGGAAGCAUUAAUAUCAAAUUUAUUCAAAUAGGUCGACGGAAUUUACAACUUACUGAAUCAGUAACGAUCACAUAAAGGCUACUGUUGUUCCUGAAAACGAUAACACUAUAAGACACAUCCUAGUAAGCCCCCAACUUCCUUCCUCUUUUGGUGCUCUUAGCAAUUAGUUUCCUUACCCUUGCAGACAGGGUUCUAUUUUGGAGGGGGGCUUGCGUGAAACUUACUGAGGGCCCUCGCAGGGUAGUUGUUAUUCUUUUGAAUUGUCAGCCAGAUUCAAUGAUUAUUGUGCAAAGAAACAACGUGCCUUUGGUGAAAUACCGACGUUACUUACAAAGAAAGCCAAUACAGACUUAAGACUACAGUUAUAUGUUGUACUAUAAAGCCACCUUGCUCAAACAGAUGGCCAUCAAUGUGACAUUUUAGAGUUUGUGAUAAGGGGGG